This is a messenger RNA of Hippoglossus stenolepis (Pacific halibut), 5997 nucleotides long. RefSeq names its product UHRF1 binding protein 1-like (gene bltp3b). The transcript is spliced from 24 exons. Bases 367 to 4710 code for a protein of 1447 amino acids. The record is from RefSeq and is a predicted model, not a curated record. Lineage: Eukaryota; Metazoa; Chordata; Actinopteri; Pleuronectiformes; Pleuronectidae.
ACCCUGACGCCGUGACAACAGACGCCGCUCCUCGGUGCAUCAGUCCGGGGUUUUUUUUCUGUGAGACACCGCGGAGAAGAACCGGAGCGUCCCGGAGCGUUUCAACCAGUGACUCCACGCGAAACGACCUAACGUCGGUACUAAUCGUCUGGGUGUGAUGCCGUCCCCCCGCCCCCCGCCGCCUCAUCCAUCCCCCGGACAACGAGGCGGGAGCGCAGCCGAGAUGAAGCCCGACGCCGGGAGCGCAGUUUGAGCGUUUUGCGCCUCGAGUGGGGAGAACAGCUAGCGGCUAACAAGCUAGCCGGACCGCCCGUCAGACAGACACCCGGCCGAGGGGGGGGCUCGGACCCCGGAUCCGCUCGGACCAUGGCCGGACUCAUCAAGAAGCAGAUCCUGAAGCAUCUGUCCAGGUUUGCUAAGAACCUGUCGCCGGACAAGAUCAACCUCAGCACGCUGAAGGGGGAGGGCCAGCUCACCAACCUGGAGCUGGAUGAGGAGGUUCUUCAGAGCCUGCUGGACCUGCCCACCUGGCUGGCCAUCAACCGCGUGGAGUGCAACAAGGCCGCCAUUCGGAUACCAUGGACAAAGUUGAAGACUCAUCCAAUCUCUUUGACCCUGGAUAAAGUGGUGAUGGAGAUGAGUACCUGUGAUGAACCUCGUCCCCCCAAUGGCCCGUCUCCCAUAGCAACCGCAUCCGGACAAAGUGAAUAUGGCUUCGCUGAGAAGGUGGUGGAGGGGAUAUCUCUUUCCAUCAACUCCAUAGUGAUCCGGAUCAGUGCCAAGGCCUUCAACGCCUCCUUUGAGCUCUCGCAGCUGCAGGUCUACAGCGUCAACACCAGCUGGAGCAUCGGCGACCUGCGUUUCACCCGCAUCCAGGACCCUCAGAGGGGAGAGGUCCUGACAUUUAAGGAGAUAAGCUGGCAGAUGAUCCGCAUCGAGGCAGAUGCCAUCCAGAGCACCGAGCACGAGAUGCUGAGCGCCCCCAUCCGCCUCAUCACCAACCAGUCCAGGAUCCGAGUGACUCUCAAGCGGCGGAUCAAGGACUGUAACGUGGUGGCCUCCAAGCUGAUUCUGAUCCUGGAUGACCUGCUCUGGGUGCUGACCGACUCCCAGCUCAAAGCCAUGGUGCAGUACGCCAAGUCCCUCAGCGAGGCCAUGGAGAAGUCCGCCCAGCAGAGGAAGAGCAUGGCCACAGAGGACCAGGCGUCAUCAGCACCGCCCACAGCCCAGCAGGUGCGAACCCAGCAGGCGUCCACAGCCGCUGACCAGGGCGCGACCAUGGCCAAGCUGUUCAGCGCCUAUGAUGUAUGUGAGACGUCCCACCACCUCCAGAUCACACAUCUGGACCUGCACAUCUGUGAUGACAUCCAUGCAAAGGACAAAGUGAUUAACAAGAGGAUAACAGGAGGGGCCAUGCAGCUUUCCUUCAGCUCCAUCACUCUGGACUACUACCCUCUCCACAGAGCAGGGGAAAGUUGUGCCCACUGGAUGCACUACAGCGAAGCCACUAAGACCAGGGAGGGCUGGGUGCGGAACCUUCUCGACGAGUUCAAGUCCAACGUGGAGAUGUUAAAGAGUGCAGUUCGAGACCAGCCAGGCGCGGACCCUGCCCACGGCUCCCCACAGCAUGGUAAAAUAAACACCUGCUCCACCAGUUCCUUCAGUCCUCCUCCCACACAAACCUCCAAGACCCAGCUCAUGUCCAGCUCCAUCGUUCUCAGGGUGGCUGACUUCAGCAUCUAUCAGGUGUCGACGGCCGACCAACGUCGCUCCAGCCCCAAAACCAUGAUUUCCUGCAAUAAGAAGUCCUUGUACCUUCCCCCAGAGAUGCCAGCCAUCCACGCAGAGUUCACGGAGUACUACUUCCCUGAUGGAAAAGACUAUCCCAUCCCAUGUCCCAACCUGUAUGCCCAGCUGAACGCCCUGCAGCUGGUCCUGGAUCCUCGCAGCCUGGUGUGGAUCAACCUCUUCGCCCUCGACCUCAGGCAGAGUCUGGAGCAGUUCAUGGAGAUUUACAAGCUCAGCGACUCGCAGAAACCUGAAGAGCAUGUGGACAUCAAGAUCGACGGCCUCAUGCUCAAGCUGGUGAUCCCCACUGACAGAGACGCCUCCUCUCCUCCUGACCUGCCUCGCUCCAUCUCUAUACAGACUUCAGAGAUGGUGGCCACUAACACCCGGCACCCGGCCAACUGCACCCGCUCACACCUCGAGGCCCUGCUGCAGUCCUUCGAAGAGGAGCCUUUCUUCUCUUCGUCUUUCUCCUCAUUCCCUCGCUCCUCUUCCUCCCUACCCCUCCUCCAUCCCGUCUUCCAGCUUCACGCGCACGAACAAGACACCAAGCUCCACGAUAUCUACCGGGGCCUGGUGGUGCCGACGAUGGGAACAAACUCCCUGAAGAUGCCGGCCGCCACAGACUUUUGGGCGCUGCACUUCGCCCAGUUCUGGGUGGACUAUGAGGGCACCCGGGGGGGCAAAGGGAGACCACAGCCUUUUGUGGACUCCUUCCCCCUCACGGUGUGGGCGUGUCAGCCGGCGAAGCUCCUCCAGCACCAGGAGAGGCUGAGAGCUGCUGCUGGAUCAGGUCUGUCCCCGAGUACAUCCGUAGAAUCUGUUGCACGCCAGCAGAGGAAACGCUUACUGAAGGAGUAUUACACCACUGAAGGUGCAGCAGCAUCAUCUCAAAGCGUUGAUGCUACCCCGCCCCCCAGUAACGGACUCCAUAAGCCCCUCUCAUUGGACAGUCUGCCUUCCUCCUCUUCAUCAACAUCAAGUAAAGAUGCAGACGUGCAUGUGUUGGUGCAAGUGCAGAAGCAUUUAAGUGCUCAGGUGAGCCACCGGCAGUAUGUGUUCCUGAUGCAGCUUCAGCGCAGCAUCAAGGCCCUGCAGCAGACGCUGCAGCAGGACCUGGAGGCGAUGGGCUCCAAGAGGGAACGCAAGGACCUGUCUCAGUGUCCUGCCGACCACCAGCCCUUCACCGUCUGCCUGGGCCUCCUGCUGAAGAGCGCCGAGGUGUCCCUGCUCCUGAAGCCCGUCGCCCAGCCCGAAGGUUCACGGUCUCCUUUGGUGUCGGAGCUCUCGCCAUCAGAGAGCCGAGGAACUCUGGAGCCAGGCAGCGAUGCGGGAGAGGUGGCAGAGAAGAGGGAGAAGGGGAAUGAAGGGUCAUGCACUGUAGACCAGCUGUUAUGUGGUGAAGGCUCAGAGAGCGCGGCCACGCAGGGUCCUGCCCCCCUCGUCCCCACCUCCACGACCACUAUGCCCCCAGACUCCAAUCACAAAGCCUCACUGGAGGAGAGGAGUUCAGAAGACGUUGGUGAGGGGCCGGUGGACGGGUUGACUGUGGGUGACGGAACGGGGGUUGGACUGGACUCAAGAACCCACACAAGUGACCCUCUGUCGGACCCGAUCAGCAGCAAAGACUGGAGCGACAAAGACAAAGCUGCAGCUGCUAAGAUGUCUCAGUCAAGUUCCAGGAAAGGAAGUUUGUCUGUGGUUUCUGAUCUCCUCAGCUCUUCAAACUCCAGCAGAUCCACCUCCCUUUAUUCCAUGUCCAACAUUGGUCGUUUGAUGCGCGAUCGCUCUCAGUCCAGUUUCUCAGUGUCCUACAAGAAUAUGAAGAAGAGCCCUUCCCUGCAGUCGCUGGACAACAUCUCCAUUGACAGCUACCUGAUGGAGGACGGAGACGCGUACAGCCUGCUGGAGAGAGAUGACGUGUCCAUGUCGGGCUUCAAGGAUGCCGUCAGUGAGCAGAGCGCCACAGAGAGCGCCGCCGAGGCUGCGUUCAGUCAGGAGCAGGAGGGAGGCGUGUCCCCCGAUACGGUCAGCGCCACCUCCCAGAGCAUCGACGAGCCCAUCAAAGAUAUAGUGUCGGUGCUGGUGCUGAAGGUGCGGUCGGUGUGCGUGGGCAUGGAGGUGGUGGGCGAGAGCACGGCCGUGGCUCUGGAGGUGGGCCAGGUGAUACCGAGCCAGCUGGGAAACGUCAGCCUCAGACAGUACCUCAGCAACCGCAGCCUGGGUUUGGUGGGUUCAGUACCAAUACCUGCUCAAAGCAGCCAAGGUGGCGGCGAGUUCGGCUCGGCGUCCCUCGGUUGCGCUCACAGUCCGGAGGUGCAGGCUCGCCUGGAGAGCGGGCCCUGCGCCGCCGCCCACUCCCCGCUGGCCGAACGCAAUGGCUUCCUGCAGCUGCGUCUCAACGGAUACCAAGCCAGCUUCCUGAUGUCCACGAUGCGCAACCUGGCGCACUUUCUGGAGGACGACUCUGCGCCGCAGGUGCUGCCCAUGGAGAUCAGCGUCAGGAACACGCAUAUAAACCUAAAGGAUGAGGGCCCCCGAGACAAUCCCUCCGACGCUGAGCCCUCGCCCAUCACCCUACACGUGGAAAGUCUCAUCAUACACAGGAGAGACGAUGGUUCUUUCUCUAUAGGAGUGGACGCAGCAGCGGAGGCCAAACCCAGAAAAGAGGGCGGGGUGAUGGACAGCUCACUGAGUCCGGCCCCUGAGGCUGUGGGCGGCGUCUGCAGCGUAUCAAAGGCUUCGCAAACCCAAGCCCCGCCCCCCAGCCCUCCUCCAUCAACCAGGGAAAAGAUGCUGACGGACGAGAACGAGUGUUUGAAGGUGGAGCUGUCGCGAGCCAAGAUGGCACUGGCUGAGGCUCAGAUGGAGAAGGACUCGCUGGUUCACCGCAUGAAGAACCUCAAAGUCAACAGCAGCUAGGUCCGGCUCUGUCCUCGUCUACCGCGGCAGAGAAAGACCCACACGGACGAGCGAGAGCGAGGCUCGGCAGAAUGAUUCAAGGCAACCUGAACAAGUCAAGAAAAAGGGAAAGCCGCUCCCUCUACGCGCUUAUUUGUCGAUUGAGUCUCCAUGUGACUUUAGACUUCAAAAAUAAUUCCUCCAUAAAGCAAUGCAGAGUCUGUGGGAAGACUCAAAAAUACACAGUUUUACUCGCUUGUUGUCUGUUUGAUGUUCUCCACUUUGGACUGUGGAGGUUCGGAGAGUGGAAACGGGAGGAAUGACAUUUAGUCGGACUGUGUGUGUGUGUGUGUGUGUGUGUUUGUGUGUGUUUGUGAAAGAAAAAGGACGAGGAUCUGAAUCUGGUUGUGCCUACAGGAAGUCCCUCCCACACGUCUGUCCUCUAAGUUAAUACGGAGCAAAAAAAAUAAAUCACAGCUAAUCGUAGACGAGCUUUAUUUAGAUUGUGUGUGUGUGUGUGUUAAGCAACACUGAAUGUCGAAUCUUCAGAGGAAUGUCUCAAAAAAAUAAUUUUGCACUGCGCUCAAAUGAAACUCGUGUUUUAGCGCUUUCAUAUUCCGAGGGGACGAGACGCGCUCUCACUCGUCCUCCGAGUGUGUACAGUGUAUAUUGUAUAGGAAUUUUCUACAGAACUUUGAAUGGCGAUGCAGUGUUUCACUUGAAUGUGUGUGUGUGUGUGUAUCAGCCGGAACAAGCAUUUCAUUACUAUAAGAUGAUGAAUUUCUCUCUGUCAGUUCUCGCCCCCGCACUCGUCCGCGUCCAUCCUCCUAUUUUUCUACGUGUAAAUAGCCACGAAACCUUGCGGAGCACUUUUAAAAAAACAACGGAGGCACUGUAAACGCAACAAUCAGAACAGACGAGCCGACGAACGGCGAGCAGUUCAAGAAAAGUCACACGUAGACUGUAAAUAAAGAUGGAGGACACGGCAGCGAAAAGUGAAGCCAGAGCGCCUCGUUUCUCCCUCUGGUAUAACUCCUGCCUUCUCCAUGUUAGCAGAUGGGACAAAGAUGGUUUCUGUAAUUUUAGGCUCCGAGGCUGCACAUCGGCACAAGAUGGCGGCGUUCAUAUCUGGAAUGUUUUCUGGACAGUGGGACGAGACGCGUUGUUCAUCUUUAUUUACAGUUUAUGAAGUCGCCCACGUGUUUUACUUGGUGGAAGAAAAAAAGAGGCGUAAAUAAAGGCACAUUGAAGGUGACUGACGACGUGUGUGUGUGUCUUUAUGUUAAUUCCUAAUAUUAAUAAUGAAUA